Molecule: messenger RNA, 588 nt
Organism: Triticum aestivum (bread wheat)
Lineage: Eukaryota; Viridiplantae; Streptophyta; Magnoliopsida; Poales; Poaceae
Exons: 1
Coding region: 118-363 (81 amino acids)
Source: RefSeq, a predicted model, not a curated record
CCAACACAGAUAAACACAAAAGGCAGACCAUCACCCUUUCUUCUCCAACAUCUCUCAUUGCUCACUUCCAAGUUCCCUCCAUCGAUCAUCUCCCCGUCGCCGCUCACGAAACAACUCAUGGCUUCUUCCUCCAGCGCCCGAAGCAGCCGUGUGGCCACAUGCCUCGUGCUGCUUCUCCUGGCCGUCAGCCUCCGAGAAGCCUCGGCCGCGAGGCCGCUCCGGCCAGCCGUCGACAUGCCUAGCGAGGUGCUCAAGGACCAGGUGAUCGUCAACAAGUACGCGCCGCUUCUGCUCGCCAUGCUGCCGAGGGGCCCCGUGACGCCGUCCGGCCCCAGCGGCGGCACGAACGAGGCCGGGAACUGAUUGAGCAAGCGCAGGGUUUCCCUUAGGAUAAUAGAUCCAUCGAUCUAAAGAAAUCUUUAGGCAUGCAGUGGUAGACGGUAUGCUCUGUUUUGCAGUACAAAAUACUUGUACAUACAUGAUUGUUAGACUGGGAGACUUGGGCAUAUAGUGUAGGAUAUACCCCAAAAUUAUACCUUCAUUCUUUAAUUUGUCCCUUGAAGUAAUUGAUUGAAAGAGUUUUGUCUU